AGGUGUCAAACUUCGAGAAGUGGCGCGGGUUUUGUAUUUUAUGCUUCUACGGUGGCGGGAGAUGAGAAGUUAGACAGGGAGAUAUUUGAUUAGAAUCUCCACUACUUUUGAGAAUUAAUCAAAUUAGCUUCAUGGUUUGAGUUUAUUUCUAUCUCCAAAUAUCAAGCUUUGCUUCGGGAGGAGAAGGACAACGCAAAUGGAUGAUUUUGGGGUCUACGUUGUUUUGGGAGUGAAUGAUGCGCCCCUAAAGCUCCUAUGGUAAAUUAUCUAACUGCAAACGGGUCAGCCCAGUUUUCCGUUGCAGUACCACCGAGUUGCCAGCAGGUGGUGCUGUUUUCCAGGGGGCGAUGGGGAGACAGGGUCUGCGUCAACGCAGAACUCAACGACGCCGACAGAGUUCCAAUCACCAUAGGAAAACUGACACCGUAUAAUCGGUGUUUAACAUGGGAGCAGUGGGAAGAGGAGAGCUGGACUGAGGGAGUGAUGUUAACUGUCAGCUUGGAAGGAGGACACCUGGCCAAAGGGGAUAUGAUGAACCUUGACCUCACCCUGUCCAUGAAGGAGUACACCCCAGAGAGCGCUGUGGCCCCUUCCCCUGUUAGGGAGGGGAAGAGAAAGAGGGGACAAACGGGGGAAGACGACGAGGAAGAGAACAGAGGGAAGGAGAACACGUGUCCCAUCGAAGUGGUGUCGUCAUUUUCAGAGAAGUCAACCCCCCUCAGAAAGGUCAGAGGUCAGAGCAGAGGAGGUCAGACCAGACUGUUCCUCCAGAGUGAGGGUCAGGAAGGUGCGGCUCUCACCCCUCAGAACACUCCACCUCCGAGGGGCAAGGGUAGACCGGCCAAGACACCCACUACACAGACUGCCCCAUUGGUCAACCCGUCGGGCCGCUGGGGUCAGAGCCUGUGCCCCAUCGACCCCCAGACAGCCAUUCUGAUUGGAGGCCAGGGAUCCAGGAUGCAGUUCUGCAAGGACCCCAUGUGGAAGCUGUGUACUGAGGACAUGUCAUGGGUUCCCGCGGAGACGCUGGCAGAAGGCCCCACCCCCGAGGCCCGGAUUGGCCAUACUGCGACCUACGACCCCGAUUCCAAAAGAAUCUUUGUGUUCGGGGGUUCUAAGAACAAAAAGUGGUUCAACGACGUUCACAUCCUUGAUACACAGAGCUGGAAGUGGAGCACAGUGGAGGCCCAGGGAAAAGUACCUCCAUUAGCCUAUCACAGCUGCAGCAUGUUUCGGGGUGAACUAUUUGUCCUGGGAGGGGUGUUCCCUCGCCCUCACCCUGAACCCGACGGCUGCAGUGACUCCCUCUACAUCUUCGACCCACAUCUCUCCAUUUGGUACCAGCCCAUCGUCACAGGCGACAAGCCCGCCCCCCGCUCAGGUCACUCGGCCUGCGUCACCCAGGGGAAGAUCUAUGUGUUCGGAGGCUGGGACACUCCACUCUGCUUCAACGACAUGUACAUGCUUGACCUGGGACUGAUGGACUUUUCAUCUGUUCAGACCAAUGGCUCACCUCCCUCUCCUCGCAGCUGGCAUGGUUGUGUGCUACUCUCUGACUCUACGUUUGUGGUCCACGGGGGAUACAAUGGGAACCAGGCCCUCAAUGACACCUUUACCUUCAACACAGACACCAACACCUGGACUGAACUGGUUCACCCACAGCUCUCCGUGCCCAGAGCUGGACAUUCCAUCAUCACCAUGGCGCUAGCCAAUCAAAACCUUUCAUUCAAGGAUGACGGCAAAGAACGAAACUCCGACCGUACCCCCAAAACCCUGCUGGUAUUUGGAGGGGGCAACAACGAGGGGAACUUCUAUUCCGACCUGACGACCCUGACUGUCGCUGAACUGCUGGACCAGAAUUAAUGCUGUGUUCAUAACCAAUUGGGAAUUUACCACGUACAACUGGGAAAAAUCCACCUGAAUGCCUCUCCAAAAGGUCAUUACUGGUGGGACACUUGUAUAUUAUCCCUGAGCUCCGACUUCUCCCACAUUCUGACCUCCCCUUAAGUAAGGAAAUGACCCCAAUAACCGCAAUUUCGGCAGCUAAAUGCAAUAACUAAACAUUAUUUAUAAAAAGCUAUCUAUUCAUCUUUUUUUUGUUUUUUUUUCACUAUGAUUUGUUUGUCAGCAUGAUAACAGUACUUAUAGUUUUGUGGUUGACGCAGCUUGUUUGCCAUUAGCCAAUCAAAGUUGAAACCAGUUGGAUUUAUUCACGUGCUAUUUACUUCCCACUUGGUUAUGAACACAACAUAAACCACAUGAGUGGAAUCCUAAAUGGUACCCUAUUCCCUAUAUAGUGCACUACUUUGGACCAGGGCUCUAUGGAACCCUAUUCCCUAUAUAGUGCACUACUUUGGACCAGGGCUCUAUGGAACCCUAUUCCCUAUGUAGUGCACUACUUUGGACCAGGGCUCUAUGGAACCCUAUUCCCUAUAUAGUGCACUACUUUGGACCAGGGCUCUAUGGAACCCUAUUCCCUAUAUAGUGCACUACUUUGGACCAGGGCUCUAUGGAACCCUAUUCCCUAUUAUAGUGCACUACUUUGGACCAGGGCUCUGGCCCCACACACAGCCCCUAUGGGUGUAUUAGAGAAAUCUCACAGAUCUUCAAAGUCAGAUGUUUUCCCGUCAUUAGAAACAGGAAGUGCUAGUAGUUUGUUUUUAAACGUCUCUCAGGGUGAUGAGGGAAUGGUCAGACUGAUGUUAUUGAUACAUUUAAAACAUGUAUACUUUCCAGGAAAUAUAUAUUUCUGUAGUGCACUGCUUUUGACCAGAGCCCUAUGUAGAGAAUGGGUUGCCGUUUUGGAACUCGAGCCGUCUGGGUCGUGUUCAUUAGUGCACACUGUAGCAAAACUGCAAUAGAAAAUGAGGGUUCCUUAUUGGACAAAUUAAAGUAGUUCUAUUUUGGACAGUUUGGUUCCUAUUGAAUACAACCCUGGGGUUUAUAAAGUGAGGAUUUAUGGUUUGACUGAACCAGUUUGCACUUCAAGUGCAGUGUUUUUUAAAAUUAUUUUGGUCAGCCUAGAGGUGUGACGUGUGUACAAGCUGCUUAUUAUAUUUUAUAUUUUUAACUUUAGAUGGUCAUUAACCAUAGUGGAACUGAAGCAUAAUUUGAAGCCGGGUUGCCAGUCUGUUUCUGCUCACUUUCCAAUUGAAUUCCAUAACUCAAUCGGACUGGGAAAGUGGGUUGUAGACAAAAAAAAAUACUUUAAAACUUAGUCAUAGAAAUAAAUAUAUAUAUAUAUAUAUAUUUUUUUUUUCUUCUACGUUCCAAUUAGUAUGUUUUUUAAAGCUACCCAAGUUCUGUGUCUCCGGUACUCACAUUCUAAUUAGAGCCUGACCGAUUUUUAUCAGCCGAUAUUGGCCUUUUAAACGCUAUCUCGAUAUGGGCUGAGAAACUAUAUUCAAUAAAUAGGAUGUGGAGGAAUCUUGUGCUUAUCUGGACACUUGUGACCAUUCUCAUGAUGUCACAAUGUAUGAAAUCAACAUUUUGAAGCUUAAUUAUUUGACAAUUGCUCUUUUUUUUUAAUGACAAUUUUGAGAAUUCUGUGAAUACAUUUUUUUUUUUCAUUUUCCCCAUUGUAUAACAAAUAUAUCGUCAGGUUUAUUGGUAUGGAUCUAGUUUCAAAAUGGUGUUGCUUUCUUUUCUUAGGCAGCUUUUUUUAUUUUUGUACAUUCAUGCUGAAUAAACUGAAAGAUACUAAAAGA
Messenger RNA from Oncorhynchus keta (chum salmon), 3707 nucleotides. RefSeq names its product kelch repeat-containing protein (gene krcp). The record is from RefSeq and is a predicted model, not a curated record. Lineage: Eukaryota; Metazoa; Chordata; Actinopteri; Salmoniformes; Salmonidae. The transcript is spliced from 12 exons. Bases 256 to 1863 code for a protein of 535 amino acids. Gene Ontology annotation, molecular function: protein binding.